AAUUCGUACAGAAAACCAAGAUAUUUCGAAAUAUAAAGCCACCUGCACAGCAAACCAAUUACCCACCCACACAAGUUGUGUGUUGCAGGCAGCAAAUCGGAGCAGAAACAAUGUCUACCGUUGAAGACGACAAGAAGCCCACUGAUUCUACCAUUCACAUCAAUCUCAAAGUUAAAGGCCAGGACGGAAAUGAGGUGUUUUUUAGGAUCAAGAGAAGCACGCAGCUGAAGAAGCUGAUGAAUGCUUACUGCGACCGACAAUCGGUUGAAUUUAGCUCUAUUGCAUUCCUCUUUGAUGGUCGUCGUCUCCGACCCGAGCAGACACCGGAUGAGCUUGAAAUGGAGGAUGGUGAUGAGGUGGAUGCAAUGUUGCACCAGACUGGUGGCGCCUGAAAUGGAUCUAUAAUUACAUUACAUAUUAGUUUGCAGACCUGGGUUGGAUGCUGUCCAGGACCAUCUCCGGCAUUGAUAACUGGGAUAUUGGCUGUCGCCGCAGCUCUUCUUGCAGCACCACUUUCAAAAUGCCUCAUUACUAUGAUAUCAGUGUAGCCUUCAACAGUUCUUAUGGUAUCUGGGGAUAAUAUGGAUCAGUAUAAGCAUGUAAUCGUAAAGGCUCAAAGAAAUAUAAGUAUUGUCUAACUA
Molecule: messenger RNA, 641 nt
Organism: Salvia splendens (bonfire salvia)
Lineage: Eukaryota; Viridiplantae; Streptophyta; Magnoliopsida; Lamiales; Lamiaceae
Product: small ubiquitin-related modifier 2
Exons: 4
Coding region: 111-392 (93 amino acids)
Molecular function (GO): protein binding
Source: RefSeq, a predicted model, not a curated record